AUGCCUUGUAAAUCGAAACCUUCUGUCAGUCUAGGCCUGAGAGGCGCCUGCUCCAUCCCCGAAACGAUGGGAGAAUUAAUGGAUAGGCACGCCACUGCAAGCGUGACAAAGUAUACUCAGACACAUGGAGAUCUUGCCAUGAAGAAGUUUGGCUUUGGAAAGAAAGGCGAUGAUGGCGACGACGCCAACCGCCACGCCCUCUUUGGUCGCAAGAAGUCGUCUCAGUCCAGUUCCUCUGAGAAUCCCUACGCUAAACAAGGCGGAAAAGACCCCUAUGCCGACGAUGCAAAGUAUGCCAACGUAACUCCUUAUCAGCAAGCCCGCGCUGGUCUCAACAACGGCCCUGGCGCUCCUGGCGCCCAGGCUCCGAACUCCUAUGGUGCUCCCGCUCCUGCGCAAGGAGGCCUCAACUCUCAGCCCCAACCUCCGAGCGGAUACGGUGCUGAUCGAUACGGAUCCGGUGGCGGCUAUGGUGGAAAUCGAUAUGGCGACUCUGCUCCUCAGAAUCGAUACAAUAGCCCCGGCCCAGCUGCUGGUGCAAGAGGCCCCGGUGGCUAUGGUGGUUUUGGACCCAGUGAGCCUGACACCAACAGAGACAACUUGUUCGCUGGUGCUCAGGAACGCCAGGCCCAGAAGCAACAACCUGCUAAUAACGGUCCACAAUCAGGAGCCGAUGGCGGUUCGUACGGCGGUUAUGGUGAGGAGCGCGAGUUGACCGCUGAGGAGCAAGAAGAAGCCGAAUAUCAAUCUAUUCUGGCGGAGAAGCGACAGCUUCAGCAGGACAGUGCAUCUUCAGUCAACCGCUCGGUACAAAUGGCUCGACAAGCCAACGAAGUCGGUCGCGCCACUCUGGCUCGCCUGGGAGCCCAGGGGGAGCGAUUGAACAACACAGAAAAGCACCUUGAUCUAGCUGCCAACCAGAACAAGAUUGCUCAAGACCGGGCUGCUGAACUCAAGACACUCAACGGCAGCAUGUUUGCCGUGCAUGUCAGCAACCCUUUUACCUCCAAGCAACGCAAGCAAAGGGCAGACGAGGAGGUCAUGGCACGCCAUCGAUCCGAGCGAGAACAACGAGAAGCCACCCGCCGUGAUGGUUUCCAAGCCAACCAGCGCAUGGAAGGCAACUUCCGAGAUAUGAACACCGUGGGCCGGCCACGACAGCAGCCUCGUAAGAAGGAUUACGGCAAAUUUAACCUUGACGAUGAGGAGGGGGCGGAUGAGCUUGAGGAUCAGAUCGAUGAUGGUAUCACCGAACUUGAGGGCCAAGUGUCCAUGAUGAACAUGGUCGGCAGAGCUAUUGGCAAGGAGGUUGACUCACAGAACAAGCAGAUCGAUCGUAUUAUGAACAAGGCAAGUGGUUUUCUCAAGUUUCAACCAACGAUCAUAUUACUAACUUGA
Messenger RNA from Fusarium redolens, 1398 nucleotides. RefSeq lists its product as uncharacterized. The coding region runs from base 1 to 1398 and encodes 465 amino acids. The record is from RefSeq and is a predicted model, not a curated record. Gene Ontology annotation, cellular component: plasma membrane; SNARE complex. Lineage: Eukaryota; Fungi; Ascomycota; Sordariomycetes; Hypocreales; Nectriaceae. The transcript has 2 exons. Gene Ontology annotation, biological process: exocytosis; vesicle fusion. Gene Ontology annotation, molecular function: SNAP receptor activity; syntaxin binding.